AUGCCUCACAAGCAGGGGCAUGGGUACCAGAUCAAGCGGGAGACGGCGCCGCGCGGGCCGUACAACGCCAACCGCAAGUCACGUUACGUCGAGCUGGUGCUGGUGGUGGACCAGGAGGUGUUCCACGAGCACGACGACGAUCUCAAGGCCACCGUGCAUCGCACCAAGCAGAUCGCCAACAUCGUCAACUCGCUGUACGCGCCGCUCAACAUCUUCGUGGCGCUGGUCGGCGUCGAGGUGUGGACCGAGUUUGACGAGAUCACGCUCUCGGAGAACGGCGACACCACGCUCACGAGCUUCCUGCACUACCGACGCAAGCGGCUGGCCACCGCCAUGCCCAAUGACAACGCCCAGCUGUUGACGGGCAUCUCGUUUCAAGGAGGCGUGGUCGGCAAAGCUCUGAAGGGCCCCAUCUGCACCUUCGAGUUCAGCGGCGGAGUCAACAUGGACCACUCCAAACAGGUGUCGCUGGUGGCGACCACCGUGGCGCACGAGAUGGGCCACAACUUCGGCAUGGAGCACGACACGGACGACUGCGCAUGCGAGGAGCAGCGCUGCAUCAUGUCACCGUCGUCGAGCUCGGUGAGUCCCACCCACUGGAGCCAGUGCAGCCUCAACUACCUGACGCAGGCGUUCGGCCACGGCAUGGACUACUGUCUGCGCAACAAGCCGGCGAGCCUGUACGAGUCUCCGGUGUGCGGGAACGGGUUCGUGGAGCCGGGCGAACAGUGCGACUGCGGUCUGCCACACGCCUGCGAGAAUCGCUGCUGCGACGCCUCCACCUGCAUGCUGCGCGACGGCGCCGCCUGCGGCACCGGCCAGUGCUGCGACCUCACGGUGUGCCGGCCGAAGAAGGCGGGGACGCGGUGCCGCGAUGCUGGCCACGAGUGUGACCUCUCCGAGUACUGCACGGGCGACUCGGAGUUCUGCCCCAACGACGUGCACAAACAGAACGGCCUGCCGUGCAGCAGUGGCCAGUCGUACUGCUACGACGGCGUGUGUCGCACGCGCGAGGACCAGUGUCGCAUUUUGUGGGGCCCCAGCGGCAAGAACUCGGUCGACAACUGCUACGACCAGAACUCCAAGGGCAACCGACUGGGCAACUGCGGGUUCGACCGCCUCAACCAGACGUACCAGCGCUGCCAGACUGAGGACGUGAUGUGCGGCAUGCUGCACUGCGCGCACCUGAACGACCGGCUGCAGUUCGGCCUGGAGUCGGCCGCCAUCAUCUCCGCCACGUUCAUCAACAUCGGCGGCAAGGAGCUGCCCUGCCGCACGGCUGUGAUUGACCUGGGCCUGCGGGAGCGCGACCCCGGACUGGUGCCGAACGGCGCGCCCUGCGGACACAGGAAGAUGUGUGUGGAGCAGCGGUGUGUGGCCGUCGCUUCCGUGACGGACGGCUUCUGUGCGGACGGCUGUAGCGGGAACGGCGUGUGUAACUCGCUCGGCCACUGCCACUGCGACAAAGGCUGGGGGCCGCCGUUCUGCUUCGCCGGGAGAGGAGGCAGCGUCGACAGCGGGGGGCUCUGCACAGUGAAGGCGAUGGACACUGAUCGGCUCAGAGAGAUGGUGUCGGGAUAG
Molecule: messenger RNA, 1581 nt
Organism: Pollicipes pollicipes
Lineage: Eukaryota; Metazoa; Arthropoda; Thecostraca; Pollicipedomorpha; Pollicipedidae
Product: disintegrin and metalloproteinase domain-containing protein 19-like
Biological process (GO): membrane protein ectodomain proteolysis
Molecular function (GO): metalloendopeptidase activity
Source: RefSeq, a predicted model, not a curated record